Messenger RNA from Tetranychus urticae (two-spotted spider mite), 6932 nucleotides. The record is from RefSeq and is a predicted model, not a curated record. Lineage: Eukaryota; Metazoa; Arthropoda; Arachnida; Trombidiformes; Tetranychidae.
CAGAGUUUAAGUUACACAAGAAAUGGUGACAACAACCUACAUUGGAUUUGCGUUUUUAUGCUUUUUUUCUUAUUUUGUACCUUUUUUUAACAUCUUUAUCGUUGUUAUCAUUACUUAAAUCAUCAUUGUAAUAAUAAACUGUUCAUCUCUCUCCCUCUCUCUUCCUCUAUCAUCUAGUAAAUAUCAAUUCUGUAUGUAAAACUUGUUCCAUCAACUGUCUAAUAUAUUUAUAUUUAUGUAAAGGUAAAGAGAUGAGAGAAACAUAGGAACACACAUUUUGAAUAUCAAUAGAAUAGGGUUAAAGUUGUUUUUUGGUUGUUGCUGUUGUUGAUAAUAAUAAUGAUGAUGAGAACAGGAAUGACGUAAAAAGGCCAACAGUCAUUUCGCCAAGAAUUGAAAAUGAAAGAGAAAUAAAGAUUCCUUGCUUUUAUAGACUAAACCUAACAUUUUUAAUCGAUAGAAGAUACAGAAACCUAUCGGAGACUGUACAUUGAAAUGAUUCUCACAGACUCACUGUCUACCUCUGGUUGUCCCUUUCUUUUCUUUCUUUAUGUAACUCUUUCUCUUUCACCCCCUUCUCUCUCCCACUCACAUAACCACCAAAAUUUUGCUUCUCUCGUUUUCCAGUGUAUUGUUUAUUGUCACCAUUAAUAUAGCAUUUUUUGGAUAAUUGUAAAUAAGCUUUAACCAAUUUUAUUAUUUUCCUGUUCCUUGUGUCUUUUAUUUUUACAUCGUCUUUUUUUCCAAUUCAACCAGUCAUCCUGAUCUUUGGUCAUUCAAUAUCAUUAUUAUCUUUGAUCAUAUGCUGGACUAUUAUCAUCGACAUCUUGAUACACAUCAUCUUCAGCUAUACCUUGUUAUCACUAGUCAACAUCUUUCUUGACCAAUAUUGUUAUUAGUCUUCUAAUAAUAAUAUCACUUCUUUUAUUCAACUAUAAUGUUGGUAACUGUACCUUGCUACCAACACUCUGGUUUAUUUAGGUUUUACAAUUUAUCAUGGUCAUUAUUAUUAUAAUGAAGUGAAUGAAUAGAUUCUAUUCUUAUUUAUAACCUGUUCUGUUUGUCUAAUCUUUCUUACACUCAUUUUAAACCUUCCAUUGAUAUCUUCAACGCAUUCUAAUGAGAAAUGGAUUCAUCUAUGGAGGUCAAUUUGGCCGAGAAAAAAUUUAGUGAUCAAUCGAAGUCAACAAUCGGGUCAACAUCAACCAUUAGCUCUACCCAAACAGCCAGUGAUCUAAAUGGAAAGACCAAACCAGAAGAUCAAGCAGCUGGUAAUGGUCACAGAAAACCCAUAGAUGUCGAUGCUUUGUUGAAAAAAUUGGAAGAGGAUGACAAAAUACUGAAGGAACUUGAGGAAUUGGAAAAAAAGGAACGUUUACCUAAGAAGAAACCAUCAACAACAAUUACUGCAUCAACCAUCGAAACUAGCCAUGAAAUUGCAACAAAUACACCUAAAACAAGCGUUAAUACAACACCAUUGCCCUCAUCAACUUUAGUAACUACUGCAUCAAAAUCAACAUCCACUGAAAAGGAAAGCCACUCUUCAACACCUCCACCAACUUUGAAUACAAUUACAACCCGAUCGGUAUCAACAUCAACAACUUCUACCAAUACCUCAUCAACUGUCACUGAUCAAGUUUCAACAAUUAGUGAACUGAACACCAUUCCAUUAAAUCGAAUCGGUUCCCUAGCAUUGACAUCUUAUGGAGGAGGAGCAAAUCUAUCAUCAUCUAUGCCAUCUUUAAUCGAUACUCAACAAGCUUUGCAAUUAAUUUCAUCACAAUUAAAUUCAAGACCAUCAGGUUCUUCAAUAUCGCCUCAAGAAUUAGACAAGUUGAUGGAAAAAUUGGAACAAGACAAUAGAAUACUUGCUGAACUGGAUCAAAAAGUUAAACGUAUCUCAUCAAGUAAUGUAUCAUCGCCAGUAUUUUUAUCAUCAUCCCUACCAACUUUGACUGGAAUUGCUCAUCCUGGCUUACUACCAACACUUUAUUCUCAACUUUUUUCUGGAGCCAUUUCUGAUCGUAAUAUGUUGGAUAAACGAUUGAUGUUAUCAGCGAAUGCUUAUUUUGACGAAGAAAUUGACCAUAUCCAGCUUCUACAAGCUUUGAUAAAGAAUCAAGAACUUCAAUAUGCUGAAGAUCUUGCUGAUUAUAUUGAGCUUCCCAAUCGUGGAAGAUGCCGCGUGUUUAUUGCUCGCUAUAGUUAUGAUCCUUACAAACAAUCACCAAAUGAAAAUCCUGAAUCAGAGUUACACUUAGCUGCUGGUGAUUUCAUUCUUGUUUUUGGUGAUGUCGAUGAUGAUGGUUUUUAUUUUGGUGAAUUACUUGAUGGACGGCGAGGUUUAGUGCCUUCUAAUUUUGUUGAAAAGCUUACUGGGGAGGAUUUAUUUGAAUUUCAAACAUCCAUUCUCUAUGAAGGUAGAGAUGGUGAUGAAUCAACCUGCAGUUAUCCACCUGAAUUUUAUGAUGCCAUUUUAGACGAUGUUAUGGCCCAUUCAAAUUUUCAACACCUUAUUGCACCCGAGGACUUUCAUAGGAUGAAUGAUUACAUAGAGCUUGUUGAAUCGUCUGAAAUUGACGAGGAAGACCUCUCUGAUCCAGAGCGAGCUCAAGCGAAUGCUGCAAAAGACACAAUUCCUCCACCAAAAAGAUUAAUUUUGGAACGUCAAUUGCAUAAAAGUAUUUUGUUAAGCUGGUUACCUCCUGAUUGCCCGAAAAGUUACAUUGACAAUUAUCAAAUUUAUGUUGAUGGAGUUUUAAAAGUCACAAUACCAAGUAUUGAACGAACAAGAGCCUUAGUAGAAGGUGUCGACUCAUCAAUUCCCCAUAGAAUCAGUGUUAGAGCCAUCGCACCUCAAGGAAGAGCUUCUAGGGAUGCAGCAUGUACAAUAGUCAUUGGUAAAAAUGUACCAUUUGCUCCAUGUAGCGUCAAAGCUACCAGUAUUACUGCGACGUCUGCUUUGAUUAGUUGGUUACCUUCUAAUAGUAACUUUUAUCAUGUGGUUGCUGUGAAUUCUGUUGAAGUUAAAACUGUUGGACCCAGCACUUACAAACACUUGAUUACCGGUCUCUCUCCAAAUACUAUGUAUCGAGUUUCGGUGCGUGCUAAACCCGGUAAAUUGUUGUGUUCAGAGGAGAAGAAUCCUAAAAAACUUGAAAUGCUCACUACUUUUGUUGACUUUCGGACUCAACCUAAAAGUCUUCCGGAGCCUCCUGUUGAUGUACAAAUUGAGUCUGGACCUCAGGAUGGUACUCUUCUUGUAACUUGGCUUCCAGUUACAUUAGACCAAUUCGGUACUUCGAAUGGAUGUGCUGUAACAGGCUAUGCCGUUUUUUCGGCCCAUAAAAAAUUAGCAGAAAUCGAUAGUCCAACAGGGGAUCAUGCUCUUCUUGACAUUUCUCAAGUUGAAAGUUUUCACAAAAAGGCAGUUACAGUACGGACAAAGUCUGGUGAAAAUUUAUCGCAAGAUUCAAUAGCAUGUCAAAUUCCUGAUGAAUUGAUCAAGUUCAACGCCCCUCGAAAGUCUAUUGAUAACAAUUAUUUUCAUGGUCAAUUGAGAAUGAGAAUUGAACCUGUCCAAAAAAGCCAUUCUGAUUCUGAAUCGGAGACUGAAAUCAAUCAAUUAAUGAACAAUGUCACUCGUCGAUCUCAAGUUUUUGAUCCUGUCCAACUUCAGAGUCAAAGUGGUAGCCCCGCAAUGAGAGGACACAUUCAAAACCGUGGCCAGCCUCGUAUGCAACCAUCGUCUCAACAAAUGCAGAUGCAGUCCCAUCUUCAACCACAACAACAACAGCAAACACAGCAGCAGCAACAACAACAUCAUCAACAACAGCAACAAUUUAGGCAACAACCAUCUCAUCAGCAACGUAAUUUGUCAAAUCAUCCUAAUCAAAAUCAGUUUUCAAAUCAACAUAAUCAAGUGAACCGAAAUAUGAAUGUAAAUCAGCCUCACUCCCAGCAACAGCAGCAGUUGCCUCAUAAUCAAAUCCAAUCCAACUUUCAAAAUACACCAGGAAAUUUAAAUAAUCAAUCCAACAUUCCGUCAAUAGCUAUUACCAAAGAUAUGAAUGACCCGAAGAAGGCUUUACAAGGUGGGAACAAUCGAAUUGGUGGCUCUUCUCCUCAGCCUCCUCAACGAAAUCGCCAAUACACCGACCAUGAGAGAUCGCAUUUCGGCCAAGGACGAGGAGCUAUUGCUGGUGGCCAACCUAGAGUUGUACCUAAUCGCCAGCAGCGUGAUGUUCGUUAUUUUGUGGCACUUUACGACUAUGAUCCAUUGACAAUGUCUCCAAACCCUGAUGCGGCCAAUGAAGAGUUACCAUUUCGUGAAGGGGACAUUAUUAAGAUUUUUGGUGACAAAGAUCCAGAUGGAUUUUAUCGUGGUGAAUUGAAUGAUCGAAUAGGUUUUGUGCCUUGCAAUAUGGUCUCUGAGGUUCAAUAUGAUGCUGAAACUGGUGCACCAAUAAGAGGACAAAAUGAUAAUGAUCCUUGGGCUCAUUUACAUGUAAAGAAAAUGAUUGCUCUUUAUGAUUAUGAUCCACAAGAGCUUUCACCUAAUCCAGAUGCUGAGAUGGAAUUAGCUUUUCAUGCCGGUGAUCAUAUUUACGUUUUCGGUGAUCUGGAUGAAGAUGGAUUUUAUAUGGGCGAACUCAACGGUAAUCGAGGUCUAGUUCCGUCAAAUUUUCUGACUGAUGCCAUCGACGGGACAACUCGACAUGCUACUCCGAAUCAAAUAAACAGAGGACCGGUAGGCGACUCUCGAACAUCCCAAACACAACAAAACCAAUUACAGGGUCAAACUGGAUAUCAAACCCAUCCUUCAAUCAACCAGCAGCAAUUGCAGAAUCAGCAACCGGGAUAUUCCCAACAGCAUCAACCUCAGCAGCAUCAGCAUCAGCAGCAUCCACAUCAGCAACAGCCACAACAUCAACUUGCCCACCAACAACAUCAGUCCCAGGGCCAAGGUUACGGUCAGCAUCAAUUUCACGGCCAGCCACAGCAAGCAACUUCUUCCAACCAGAAAGUAUUAACCAAUGUUAUUGGUCAAGGAAUGAGGCCACAAGGCAGUUACGGAGCUCAAUUGACUCACCAACAACAUCCGGGUCAUCAUCAACAAACAGGACCACAACAAAGGCCUAAUAGUUUGGAAUUAAGACUGAACCAAGGAGUUCAGGGACAUGUUAAUCAAAUUAGUCAGCAGCAGCAACAUCAUCAACAACAACACCAACAGCACCAACAGCAUCAACAGCAAUUAUUAAAAAACCAACAGCAACAGUAUCAACAUUUACCUCAGCAGCAACAAACUAACAAUCUUAACCCGAUCUCAAAUUUACUUAAUAGUGGUAAGAAAAUGUUAGAAGAAGCUACGACUCCAAGAGUCAGUCACCCACCAAGCUUUGAUGGCCAUGGUCAGAUGAUGCAACAACAUGAACAAAAUCAUGUUAAUAUGAAUCAACAAGGUAUUAAUCGUCCUGGAUUGAACCAGCAGCAAUCGCAAGCACAAUUACAGUACCAACAGGGGCAACAAAACUACGGCCAGCGACAGUUUUCACAACAGCAGCAACUACAACAACAAAAUCAACAACAAACAAUGAACAAUCGGCAACAAUUUGGUUACGGAAAUAAUGUCCCUGGAAUGGGCUUAGCUCAAGGUCAACAACAAAAUCAAAAUCAACAACAACCUCAACAAGGUCCAACUUUAUCUGGUGCUCUAGGAGCAGUUAAAAGUAUUUUCAAAAUUUAAUAAUUUCAGGAUUAAAUUUAAGGUUGAUCAAAAGACCAAGAUAUUAUAUCAAUAAUCUUGACCAGUUCUCCGAAAAUCUUUGGCUGUCAAAGGCUCGGAGCAAAGGAAAUGUGUAAUUAGAUGAAUCAGGAGUUGUACAUUAGCUUUGUUGUGCCUUAGACUAAUUCCGUGGAAAAAAGAUCGAACAAUUCAAACGAAGUCCAUCACAAUAGCAAUCAAUUAUAACAAGAUUUCACUGGAUAGGCAAUAUUAACAAAUUAUGGUUGGUAACAAAACUGGUUGGAAAAGGUGAUCGUGAUAUAUAAUACAUCUGAACUUAGUCUCAACCGAUUUUGGAUAGUUUUUAAACGAGAUCUUACCUGCAUCGAAACCUGGAUUCAGCAUAAAAAUGAUGAAAGAAUUGAUUGAAAAUUAAUUUGACUAUAAAUGUGUAGUCAUUGAUUCACAUUUAAUUUCCUUCUCAUCUCUUCAAUUGUAAUCUCACAGAUACACACUGAAUUAUUUCACAUUCAAUUCAUUCAAUAUAUCUAUUGAUAUUUUAAAUAUCAAUAGAUAUAAUUAUAAAUAUGUAAAAAGACAUCAAAUUGACAGUUUUCAGUUAUUAUCCAUAUUUGAUCUCAUAGAUAAUCGUACUUUUUUCUUGUUCAAUUGAGUCUGGUUGUGCUGAUUUUUUUCUUAGGACUAUACAUUUACUGAUUGGCGUUUCAUGCUUUAAUUGGCACUUUUCAUCUCACUGUCAAUUAAUCGAAGCACAUUUAAUGUUAGAAUUAAAUUCGCUAAAACUGCCUAAUGUUGAUCAUGAAAUUGAUUUGAAACAUUUCAACAUUAUUGUUGAAAUUUAAUCAAAUCAUGUUGAAAAUUUUCUUUUAUUUUUAUCAGAACUAUGUCAAUUUGUGGUUCCAAUUGUAGAGUUUAAGGAUUAAACCUGAUUAUUACCUUGUUAUCACCAUGCGAUAAUUGACUUGAUUAGUUAAUAUAAUCACGUUACUGCUUGAAUUAGUGAAAAAAGUCAUGUAAUGUAACUAAAUGAAACAAACUUGAAACACUUCAAUUGUUUAUCUCACCAAAAUCAAUCAACGAUUAAUACAUGAUUGAUUCAUGAAAUGUAACUGUAAUUAUGCUAAUAUCAAAUUUUAUUUUGUUUGUUCCUUGCAUCCAUUGAUCCAUUAAACUAAUUCAACUACAA